Tetrapisispora phaffii CBS 4417 is the source of this 1251-nucleotide messenger RNA. RefSeq names its product Brr6/Brl1 family protein. Bases 1 to 1251 code for a protein of 416 amino acids. Gene Ontology annotation, cellular component: nuclear membrane; nuclear envelope. Lineage: Eukaryota; Fungi; Ascomycota; Saccharomycetes; Saccharomycetales; Saccharomycetaceae. The record is from RefSeq and is a predicted model, not a curated record. The transcript has a single exon. Gene Ontology annotation, biological process: lipid homeostasis; nuclear envelope organization.
AUGGAUCUUUUCAGUCAAUUGUCAUUGCAAGAUCAAAACGUAGGAACCAACGAUGAGGCUCUUCUUGAUUUAUCGAAAUUGUCUCUAGUUGAGAAGACAGAGGAUAUCAGUGCCAUGGAUAUAGAUGCAAUGAGUGUGAAUGAUAUUGAAAGUACUAAUACUUUGAAAAGUGUUUCAUCAAUACCUGUUGAUGAGAUAUUGUCGGUGAAGAGCUUUAAUGGUGGUGAAAAUAUGGUGGUCUCCGAUGAAGAAAAUCAAAACAACAAUGAUAACACUAAUUUCAUAAAGAGCCUACUCUCACCCACAAGUUUAGGAAUAGCAGCUGCUACUUCAAUGAGUACUGGCGGUGAAUAUGUAAAUAACGAGAACCCUGAGCAAAUUUAUACAAUCGAAGAGCCAGUUGAUGAGAAAAAUGAAGCAACUACUAGCACAUAUCUGCAAGAUUUGCAAACAGAAUUACGUAAGAGGUCUGGGAAGGAACCAAUAAAUAUUAUGAUAAAUUAUCACAACUACUAUAAUGAUGGAUAUACUGACAAUACAAACAAAAACAAUCAAAGAGUGUUGUCGAUGCAUGAUCAAUAUUACAAUACUGUCCAUUCUAAUAAUGUUAAACAACCCCAAAAGGAUUUAGUACUCCGGCUACCGUCUCCUUGGUCAAUUUAUUCUCAUCCAGUCUCCAGAGUAAGUUAUAACAUAAUGACAAUUUUACAAUUAAUUAUAAACUUUAUUACUUAUAUGGCGUUGGCGUUGUUAUUAUUUUUAACUUUACACACGAUUGGUAAAGAUAUAAAAUCGAUUUGGAAUAUAAAGAAAAUCGAAUUAGUGAAAGAAUCAUUUAGUUGCAGACAUAAUUUUACGAUAAAUAGAUGCCAAGAUAACAAUAAAAGGCUUCCUGCAUUAUAUGAAGAAUGUGAAAAAUGGUUUCAUUGUAUGAAUAGAGAUAAUGAUAUGCUAUUUUCCACUAGGACAACUUUAACCAUGUCAUUCCUAGGUGAAGCUAUCAACGCCUUCAUCGAACCUAUAGGUUGGAAAGCUAUUAUGAUAAUAAUAUUAUCCUUUUUAACCUGGACAUUUGCUACUAAUUUUUUAUUUGGUUUUGCAAGAGCAAAGUCUUAUUACGGUUUAAAUAAACAAAGUCAACAGCCAACCGGUGAUAAACAAAGGGAACCGUUGGCAAACAACUCGCAUUCUGAUUCUCAAAUGACUAAACAUCCAAAUGAAACUGCAUUAUCAAAAAUUAGUUACAGUUGA